CCUCAGAUCGCCCCUCCCUGCAGACGUCAUCCCCCUUCAGCCCGGCGAGUACCCACAAGGUUGCAUGUCCAAUGCAUCAUAGCCUUUGAACCACACGCGUUAGACUCGUAUUGUGCGUGCCAUAGCCUGGCUUGACAGGGCUUCGAAGCAUGGGGGUUGCCUGAGGGCCCAGAGAUCUGGGAAAUCUCGCUGGCCGUAUAAAUGGGGACGGGUACGCGCACCCAUCUUGCUUGCUGCAGUCUCGCACAUCACACAACGCACACCUGUCACCCGCGACGUGCCAUCUCGUCACAUCGUGAACCAACAGACGUCUCCCGAAGGACCUGAGCCCCUGCACCACCUACUCGAGAAGCACCCAUACGCCACGGCCAUCACAUAGACAGAAAGGGAAGACGACAAACCCUACCGGCACAAUGUCCACAGACUCCACACUACCAAACGGCCUCAUCAGCUUCGGCCCCAACGCCAACUGCACACUGGAGCUCUGCCCGCUCGAGGCCAGUCUGCUACGAUACCGACCCAAUGUCCCCUCCACCAUCGUCUUCAUGGCUGUCUUCGGCUUGUCAACGCUCCUCCACACAUGGCAGGGCGUGCGGACGAAGACUUGGGGAUUCAUGUUGAGCAUGAUCAGCGGGUGCCUCUUGGAGAUUAUUGGAUAUGUUGGCCGGAUGAUCAUCUACGACAACCCGUUCGACUUUAAUGGGUUUUUGAUGCAAAUCGUUUGCAUCACCGUCGCCCCAGUCUUCUUCUGCUCCGCCAUCUACGUCCUCCUUGCGCAAGUCAUCAACUUCAUCGACCCCUCAAUCUCCCGGAUCAAGUCCCAAUUCUUCUACUGGGUCUUCAUCCCCGUCGACAUCGUUUCCCUGAUCCUGCAAGCUCUCGGCGGUGCUCUUUCUUGCGUCGGCACAGACCACCAUGCCGUUGAAAUCGGCGAGAAUAUUUCCCUCGCCGGCCUCAUCUUCCAGGUCGUCACGCUCGUUGCCUUUGCCGCCCUGUUCGCAGACUACGUCUUCAGGGCGUCACGCUCGCCGAGCCGCGGUCGUCUCACCAAGGCAGUUAACAUCUUCCUCGGCCUCCUCUUCGCCUCGACCCUCAUUAUCCUUGUUCGAUGCGCGUACCGUAUCGUCGAGCUUGGCCAAGGCUACUUCAGUGCAAUUUUCCGCAACGAGGGCCUGUUCAUUGGUCUUGAGUCAGUGACCAUGUGCAUCGCCGUCCUUCUCUUGAAUGCUGGCCACCCCGGCAAGGUCUUUAGCCGAAAGCAAACCUUGGAAGCCAAGGAUAGCGAGUCUCCGUUUGAGUAUCUCCCCAACGGUACUCACGAGGAUAUUUCAAUGGACAACAUGUCAGAACCUCAGAUUAAGAAAUAGGGUCUCUCUUGUGUUUUUGUUUUGGAAAUCGGGUUCUUACGGGUUCAAGUCGGAUCCUUGGGUGUUGGAAAGGAAAACCAGUCAUAGCAUAUCUGAUUCAGUCAUGAUGGAGGGAUUGUUUAAUGCUUCUCCAUAUGAUCGAAUCGAUGUUUUGCAGCAUCAUUGGAAAUUGGUACGGAGUCAGGGUAAUUAGACUAGGGCUCUAACUCAUGGGCUUAGAAACAGUACAGUACAGCCAAAUAGAUUCCAGUAUUCUUAUUCCAAGGAUACCAUCAUGCCUUUCGUACCAUCAAAUGUUUCCCUUUAGGGUAGGUGCUGAGGAGUGUUGAAGAUAUUGGACCCACCAUCUGAAUUCCUGUCAUCUACUUGCGUCAUCUACUUGCUACGCAGGUCCUUGGUAAAUCUUUGUUACCAUUACGACUUGUUCGGCAAAGCUCAU
This is a messenger RNA of Ilyonectria robusta, 1806 nucleotides long. RefSeq names its product RTA1 like protein-domain-containing protein. NCBI's taxonomy places the organism in Eukaryota, Fungi, Ascomycota, Sordariomycetes, Hypocreales, Nectriaceae. Gene Ontology annotation, cellular component: fungal-type vacuole; plasma membrane. Bases 414 to 1367 code for a protein of 317 amino acids. The transcript is spliced from 4 exons. The record is from RefSeq and is a predicted model, not a curated record.